Lottia gigantea (owl limpet) is the source of this 747-nucleotide messenger RNA. RefSeq lists its product as hypothetical. The record is from RefSeq and is a predicted model, not a curated record. Lineage: Eukaryota; Metazoa; Mollusca; Gastropoda; Lottiidae. The annotation marks the transcript as partial. The transcript has 5 exons. Gene Ontology annotation, biological process: lipid metabolic process. Gene Ontology annotation, molecular function: lipase activity.
AACAGCAGAUUCGAUGCAUCCAAAAGGGUGGUGUUGAUCAUUCAUGGUUUUCAAGGAAGUUUCAUAAAUCCCUGGGCUUUGUCUCUGGCAAAUGGAAUAUUAGCGGACGAUGUGAAUGUUAUUUGUGUCAACUGGCACGAAGGAGCUAAAACUAAUAGUUACAAACAAGCAACAGCUAAUACCAGAUUGGUUGGUAAAAUGAUAGCUGUUAUGUUGACCACCAUCCAUGAUACAAUGGGAACAUCCUAUUAUGAUAUGCAUAUUAUUGGUCAUAGCUUGGGAUCCCAUAUAGCUGGUUAUGUUGGUAGAUUCCUCCCUGGUUUUCUAGGUAGAAUCACAGGAUUGGAUCCUGCUGGUCCCAAUUUUGCAAAAUAUGAUACUUUGGUACGUCUUGAUCCAUCUGAUGCCAUGUUUAUUGAUGUAAUACAUUCUGAUGAUGAUACUAUCUUUGAAUUAGGAUGGGGUACCGGGGUGCCGAUGGGUGAUUUAGAUUUUUAUCCUAAUGGUGGAGAAAAUCAACCUGGUUGCAGCAAACAGCAAGUUGCAUGUUGUCACAUGAGAGCUAUUAAUCUAUACAUCAGUUCAAUACGUAAUACAUUUAUUGGUCGUAAAUGUAAGAGUUAUGAUGAUUUUAAUGAAGGACUUUGUGAACCGGAUACAGCUAUCAUGGGUUAUUGGGCUACAUCAGCGCCCAAAUGGGGUAAAUACUAUUUAAAAACCACAGGAGUCGAGCCUUAUGUUAUUUGA